Molecule: messenger RNA, 6858 nt
Organism: Eurytemora carolleeae
Lineage: Eukaryota; Metazoa; Arthropoda; Copepoda; Calanoida; Temoridae
Exons: 46
Coding region: 138-5165 (1675 amino acids)
Biological process (GO): response to oxidative stress
Molecular function (GO): heme binding; peroxidase activity
Source: RefSeq, a predicted model, not a curated record
CACAUAUCAGUAUACGCGUGUCUGGAAGACAGUGCACAAGCACACAGCAGGGUGCAUGCACAUAGAAAUAUCUGUGCGCGGAUAAGUUUAGAAGUUCAUGACGUGGUUCAAGUGAAAUAUAUUUUCUUUAAACCAAGAUGGGGAAGUGGAUUAGUUUGGCUGUGAGUUUGUAUGUGAUACUGGAGUUGGUGGUUUGUGAGGUCGGGGACGAUGGAGGACAAGGAGAUGGAGGAGGUGGAGGAGGGAGACGAGUUGAGAAAUCUAUAAACUGGGACGAACUGGACGAUUUACCCCCCGAGUGGGACUCUGGUCUGGACGAUCUUCUCUCCCUAUCUACGACAUACUGGGAGCCAGGACUAGGUCCAAGAACUCCAAGGAAGGUUCCAUCAGCAUUCGAGAAUAAUCUACUGGAGGAGGGAAGGGCGGAGGAAUGGAAAGGGGUGGAGGAGGAGGGACGGAUGGCGGAGACACCCUCCGCCGGACAGUUGAAUGAUAUGAUGCAUGAUGCAAUGCACACUGUCAACCGUAUUCUAUACCAUCUAGAGAGGGAUAGAGGAGAUAAGAGAAUUUUGCCGAAGAAAGCGACAAGAAAUGUUACUUUAGCUGCUCUUCUUAUAGAAGAGGUCACUAGGACCCUCACUAACAAAUACUCUUUACCCCCCUGGGAAGUUGGAUCUAAAAUGAAGGUUCUGCCAAUACAGGAAACCAUGUUGUCUGAGAUGUGUCCUGAUCUUGAAUCUGCAUUCUGUUUCCCUCACAAGUACCGGACUAUCAACGCAGAGUGUAAUAACGUGAAGAACCCAACCUGGGGAAUCACUGGUGCAGCAUAUCUCCGUGUACUGCAGCCUAUGUACGAAGACGGUGUUGGAACACCCCGUGAAUCAGGGUCUACUGGACACCUUCCAGAUGCACUUUAUGUGUCAUCCAUGCUCCUCCCUCAACGAAGUGUUCCUCAUGAACAUCUUACUGCGCUGACCGCAAUCUGGGGUCAGAUGGUAUGGCAUGAUGUCUCCUACACUCUACCAAUCUCAGGGUAUGCUGACUGCUGUGAUCCGAUCUCCAGAACUGAAGAGCAUAAGGAGUGUCUUCAGAUCAUGAUGUCAAAUUUUACCUGUCAAGCAUAUGUCAGAUCUGCCAUUGGAUUGAAGCCGGGUUGUCAGCUUGGCCCAAGGGAACAAAUGAACUUUGCAACUGCAUUUAUUGACGGGAGCGCUAUCUAUGGUUCAACACCAGAAUCAGCUGAUAAACUCAGAGAGUUCGACGGGGGAUUCCUCAAGGUGGAUGCUGGUAAUCUGUUACCGGAAGACGACUACAACCCGAACUGUAGACCGGAACAGCCAGAUAGCAGCGCCUCUAAAUGCCUCAGAUCUGGUGAUGAACGAGUAAACUUUAAUGCUGGAUUAGCUUCUCUCCAUACUGUACUUGUGAGAGAGCAUAAUAGAAUUGCCUCUCUGUUAGAAACUGUGAAUCCACAUUGGGACGAGGAAACACUGUACCAGGAAUCUAGGAAAAUUCUUGGAGCGCAGAUUCAACAUAUAACUUAUAAUGAGUUCCUACCCGCAAUACUAGGAGAAGUUCUGACUGAAACAUUUCAACUUAAAUCCAAGGGAAACGGUUACCACAUGGGAUAUAACGAUGAAUUGCCUGCAACUACUCUUAACAGUGUUGGGAAUGCAGUUCUACCUUUCAUCCUUUCCCUUCUACCCUCUAGCUUAGCCUUCUAUACACCAGGUGGAGAGAAGAAAUCAACUGUUUUAUUCAACUCCACCUACUGGGCCCCUUUCUCCGCCCAUGACCAAGCUACUGUACAGGAACUACUGAUUGGACUGGUAAACACCAAGGCUGAGAAGGUUGAUCUCAAUAUUGCUCCAAACACAAAGUUCUAUCUGCAGCAAGACAAGAUGGCUGAUGUAAUCCAAGCUGGGAGAGAUCAUGGACUUCCAACAUAUACUCAGGUUCGAGAAUACUGUGGUCUACCGAAUGUUGAUAGUUUCUCCGGACUGAACAACACAAUCACAGAGGAGAACAUAGCUUUACUCCAGGGGGUUUACCAGCACCAUACAGAUAUAGAUCUACUCCUUGGAGGUCUAGCUGAGCGCCCUCUUUCAGGAGCUGUUGUCGGACCGACUUUUGGUUGUCUUCUGGGUCAACAGUUUCAGAUUCUCAAGCUAGGAGAUAGAUUCUGGUAUGAAAACAACAUCCCACCCUCAGCAUUCACAAAAGAUCAACUGCAAGAAUUGAGGAAAGUGAGCCUAGCCUCCAUGCUUUGUGAGAAUCUGGACUCCGUGUACAUGGUUCAGCCGGACGUGUUUAUUUCCCGUGACCCCUACCUCAACUCCCCGGUGACCUGUGAUGUUUUCCCGCGGAUUAAUAUUGAACUCUGGAAAACAGAUUCACCCGCUCUCCAGGUUCCCGAGGCAAUCCUGAUCCAGACUUUGAAGAAAGGAACAGAAGGUCUAGCACAGAGAAGGAAGGAGGAACACCAUCUCUGGACUAGAAAUAUGGGAGCUCACCCUAAGUCUGCCCAGGGUACGGCGUUUGGGUUCAGUAAACCCACAAGGGAGGCCCUCCUACUGUCAAACACUUCACUUCUUCUAGAAUACACUUCAAGGGUCUUCAUCGACUCACUUCAAGAGCCCCGGAACCAGCGAAUUAAACGUCAAGUUAGCAACGAAUUCGACGGAAAUAAUCUGAACAGUAUCGUUAACGUGAACGAGUUCGCCAACGGUUUAACGAACAUUGACGUAACAAGAGUUGUCAGUACAGUGCCAACCGGAAGUUUGGCACAGUGUGCUAAAGAAGAAAAUCAUUCACCUUGCGAUCAUACCUAUAAGUACAGAACGUUUAAUGGUUGGUGUAACAACUUGAAUAAUCCUCGCUACGGGAAAAGUAUUUCUCCAUUGCUUCGAUUCCUCCCUGCUCAAUACGAUGACGCGAUUUCUCGUCCCCGAUUCCGAUCUGUCGGCGGUAAACCGCUGCCGUCUCCCCGCCUUGUCUCUAUAGUCGUUCACGCCGACGUUUCCCAUCUUCAUUCAAGAUAUACCUUGGCUCUGAUGCAGUUUGGACAAUUUCUAGAUCACGAUCUUACACUUACACCAGUUAAUAAGGAGAGUCUGCACGUUACGAUGGAGUUUUAUAGGACAAGAUCGGUUAACAGUGUGUUAUACAGGUUACCAACGAAAAAUGAGACAAUGUCUUUUACUUCUAGAACUGUUUUCUUUUUCAGAAAUGACCCAUAUUUCCCAGCUUUGAAUAUAUCAUCAGGGCGGCCUCAUUGUAUAGCAUUCACCCGUUCACUGCCCGGGCAACAACGAUUAGGACCUAGAGAGCAGUUGAACCAGGAUACUGCUUUCCUAGACUCUAGUCAAAUAUACGGACAGAAUAUCUGUGAUGGGGACUCUCUCAGAGAGUUUAACGCCGGCAGGCUUAAUAUGACUCUUCCAGAACAUCCCAGGGGUAAGGAGUUGAUGCCGACAGUCAGCGAUCAUGCAGAAUGCAAGGCUGAAUCUGGAAAAUGCUUUAAAGCUGGAGAUAUGCGCGCAAGUGAACAGCCAGCACUCGCCGCUCUCCACACGAUCUUCCUGAGGGAGCACAAUAGGAUCGUCGGCCAGCUCCAGCGCAUCAAUCCUCACUGGGACGACGAGAAGCUGUUCCAGGAGGGUCGAAGGAUCAUGGGAGCUCAGAAUCAACAUAUCACUUACAAUGAGUUCUUACCAAGGAUUAUCGGAUUAAACGCUAUGAAUCGUUAUGAUCUACGAGUUGGAACUGAAGGAUACAGUAACGAAUAUGAUCCAACGUGCAAUCCAUCCAUCUUUAACGAGUUCGCGACAGCUGCAUUCAGAUUCGGCCAUUCUCUGAUUCGUCCGAUGCUUACAAGAAUGUCGGGUCAGUUUAAAGAGAUGGAUUCUCAUAUUAGGUCCACGUUAAAAACUGUAAAAACACAUUCCAGUGAGAUUACCAACCAUCUGUUCGAGGAGAAAAAUAUUCCUAAAUCUGGUCUUGACCUCGCCGCCUUAAAUAUACAACGAGGUCGAGACCACGGCCUCAAAUCAUACAACGAGUACAGGGUCGCCUGCAACCUCAAGCGCGCGCACAACUUUGAUGAUCUUGUGCACGAAAUUAACCCGGAUGUUGUAAAGAGGCUGAAGCAGAUUUAUUAUUCAGUAGAGGAUAUUGACCUCUUUACUGGAGGUCUUAGUGAGGUAUCCCUGAAAGGAGCUCUAGUUGGACCAACCUUUGCCUGCAUUAUCGGAAUCCAGUUCCAAAAUAUCAAAAAAUGCGACAGGUUCUGGUAUGAAACCUCCGAGGCUUCUGUGAGGUUUACCGAGGCCCAGCUGACUGAGAUUAGAAAGGCAACCCUAGCCAAGAUUAUCUGUGAGAACUGUGAUGUAGUGGAUAAAAUACAAAAAUCUGUAUUUGAUCAACCUCAUGAGUUCCUUAAUGAGAGAGUUCCUUGCAGAAACCUGCCUUCAAUAAAUCUUAACCUUUGGAAGGAAGAAACCCACAAGUGUAAGGUUGAUGGGAUUGAUAUACCCUUGGGAGCUUCAAGACGUAUUUCUCCAUGCACAUCCUGCACCUGCACUACAGAAAACGCUGAAUGUCAAUCCCUGCGUGUGAAUAACUGCCGUCAGCUGAUUGCCGAGGUCGGUGAAGAGGCGGUUAGAAGAGAUAAUAUCUGUAAAACUCAAUGCUCCUUUGCUCUUAACUCCCCUGAUGCUACAACUGAGGGUGUGCUCACUGCCCCUCCGCCCCCACCUGCUCCUAGUCCUCCCAGAGCCCCCCAACGGGGUUCAAUCCGGGCACCAAACUCUCCCCGUGCCCCACUCCGGCCAUCGAUCAAAGCUCCGAGUUUCUUCAGUUCUCCAUCAGGACCUAGAUCACAACCCGUCUCGGUUACAGGAACAGCUCAGGGUCCCAGUAUACCUAUAGUUCCUGUCCAAUCAGCUGGUGUUCCUAUAGGAUCUGGCACAGGAGGUGUGUCUGGAGUUCCUAUUGGAACAGGAACUCCUUUAGGGUCUGGUGUUCCUCUAGGACAAGGAUCAGGUCCAGUCCUACAAGGCGGUCCUGUUCUUCAGAGUGGAGUUCCUAACUCCCGUCAACCACGUCCACUCUUCACUUUCCCAAGCUUGAGGCUUCCCAACUUGUCAGACAUUUUCGGAAUCUAAAAAGUAAAUAUGUCGUCUUUGUUUUACACAGAAGAGUUCGCUCGCUCAACCAUCCAUUUGGUUUGGUGUGACAACGACGACAUUCAGGAGAACCGCUGCCAUAUUGUAUUGAAUUUUUGUUAUUGAUGUGAUAAAUCAAUAAGAGAAAAGAUCAGGGAAACUGGGCAUUACGUACUUUGCACGACAAAAAUUUACCCUGAGCUCUUUUCCCGCCAAGUGUGGCAUCCAUUGAUCGUUUGUUUUUAUCUUUUCCAUUUCUUGUUUUAUGCUUUACUCAUAUCCUCAAAGCCAGAAUUUUUGAUUUUUAUUCUAGGAUCGAUGAGUUAGAAUUAUUUACGCGACACUCAGAGAAAGCUUAACAAAACUGCUUAAAUCUUGACAAUUGAACAAUGGCGUCCUAUUUCGUUAAAUUUAACCUUUCUCCAUUUCUUGAUCAAAAAUCCGUGUCUUGAUUGAAAUAUUCGUGUAUUUAUUUAGAUUUGUUAAUUGUAUUUAUAAGUAUCUACUUAUUUAUCUAUUUAUUUAUUCAUUUAUUGAAACCUACUUUUAAUGUCUUUUUAACUCUUAAUAUCUAUCUUAUGCAAUCAAAUUACUGUCGUAGAUUGGCAUUGCAUCUCCAACCCCCAUUCGUGUGCCAUCAGCAAAAGUUUUAAAAUUUUAAUUUUUAAAGUCAUUAAAAAUUAUAUUGGUUAAAAUGAGAGCUAAGAAAUUAAAUUGCUAGUCUUUGGCCUAUAGUAAGAUCAAAGCCAUCAAGGUCUUGUAAGCGUAAUUUGAAAUAAUUUUCUAAGUAAAAAGUGCCAUCAAUCAUCCAUAAUAGAAAUAAAAGGGGGAAAAUUUCGAUCUUUUUCCCUAAUUUUAUAUUUAUCUAGUGCUUAUAUGCAUAGAUUGAAAAGGCACUGUUGUAACAUGUUUCAGUGGUACUCUUUAAAGGGAUGUAUUGUAAACCUUUUUAUAAUUACGCUGUAAAUCCCUUUAUCAAUUCUGAAUAUAAUGUAAACUGAUGCACGACCCUAUACUACCUUUCACUGAUUUCCUCAACUUAAUGUUGAAAAAACAGAAAACAAUGCAUUUGAAUAAGUCGAACAAUCUCUCCCCUCUCUAUCAUAAAACACUGUAAAAGCUCUACUAAAACCCUUUUUGUAUAUUUCAAACAAUUUGUUCUGAAAAAAAAUUCACAUCAAAACAAAGUAUAUGAAUGUACAUUGUGCAAUGUGUAAAAAUUAUUGUUCCAAAUUAUGUCAGCUGUUGACUGUACGAAAAUAUUACUGUACGUAACCUGGUACAAUUCGGCCGUCCAACUUUCGCGCAUUCCUACUUCCGGCUUCCCUAUUUGAAACACUGCAGGAAUCCUUUUUUUAAUUCAGCAUAAAAAAUUCAAAUCCGAAAAAAAUAUUUAUUUUAAUUUUGUGUUUUAACCUUUCCUAGUCAAAAACCAUGAGUCUGAUUUAAAAAAUACGGUUGUAUGAGAAAUAAAAGCUUUUGUAUUAGAAAUGUGAGCUAUUCACAGAUUAGUGAUUUUAUUGCGUGCUUAGUAAAACAUAUAUGUAGAUAAACAAGAAUUGGCAAUCUGAGCAAACAUUUCCUAUUUUUCCCAUCUUAGUGUAUACAUUUAUUUAUUGUGAUUCCUACACAAGAAGUUAAGUUAAUAUUCCUACUGUUAUUAUCGUUAAUAUAUUAUUUAUUUAUUUAUUUA